AUGAAUUUGUCAAAAAUUCCAAACGACAAAAAAUUAUAUCUUUGCAAGUGGUAUUUUAGAGCUGGAUUUGUUUUUCUACCAUUUCUUUGGACUGUGAAUGCUAUUUGGUUUGCAAAAGAAGCUUUUGUUGAACCGCAUUAUGAAGAACAAAAGCAGAUUAAGAAAUAUGUAAUAUUUUCUGCUAUUGGAGCAACUGUAUGGUUAGCUGCACUUGUAGCAUGGAUUAUUACAUUUCAAACACAAAGAGAGGCAUGGGGUGAAUUUGCAGAUUCUAUCACUUACGUGUAUCCAGCUGGCAUUCCUUGAUAUUCAGAUAUACAUAUCAUUAUUGAAUUGUAUAUAACUAAUUAU
Molecule: messenger RNA, 351 nt
Organism: Eufriesea mexicana
Lineage: Eukaryota; Metazoa; Arthropoda; Insecta; Hymenoptera; Apidae
Gene: pen-2
Product: presenilin enhancer, gamma-secretase subunit
Exons: 3
Coding region: 1-306 (101 amino acids)
Biological process (GO): Notch receptor processing
Cellular component (GO): gamma-secretase complex
Source: RefSeq, a predicted model, not a curated record